GCCUUGCCCUUUAGGUUGGAAUAAAAGUGAUGAGCUGAUUGUUCAGAGGGGAGGGCUGUACACGCACAGGAGAUGGGAGCAAACAGCAGCAGCACCGCUGAGCUCGCCAACAAUGACUACCUUAAGCAUCUGGCCGGCACUGAGUCCAUCUCCGAGAACGAUCCCUUCUGGAAUCAGCUAUUAUCGUUUUCUUUCACAGCACCGACCAACAGCACUGACACACAGCUCUUGGAAGAGGCAACAAUUUCCAUCUCCAAAUCACUAAUUGAGAACAACCCACGAACGGGGAACUUGCAAGCUCUGGUUAAGGUUUUCCUCAGCAGAACUAACGAGCUAAAGAUCUCAGCUGAAUGUCAAGACCAGUUGUUUAUCUGGCAGGCCCACAAUGCCUUGUUUAUCAUCCGAUGUCUACUCAAAGUCUUCAUCAGCCAGAUGUCGGAGGAAGAGCUGCAGCUCAACUUCACUUAUCAAGAGAGGGCGCCAGCCGCUUAUGGGGCUGAAGCGGAAGAUCUCCUGGAGGAUGUGAUGUGCACUCUUGUGCACCUCAUCAUUGAACUGCCCUUACUAGAUAUCACCUACAGCAUUUUACUGGAAUCUGUGACGACGCUUCUCGUACUUCUGUCCUACCAACUGUUCCAGAAGGAAAUAGCACGAGAAAGUUUCAUAUACAAGUGUUUGAUGCAAGGCCGAUGCCUUGAGUACACCAGCCGGGUGGUGAAGACGUUAUUGUACAACUUCAUAAGGCAGGAGAAAUGUCCACCCUCAGGGAGCCGGGUAUUUGAGCAGAGCUCUGAGGGAGGUGGCUUACUGUACGGCUUAGCAUCUGGUGUGGCCUCUGGUCUGUGGACAGUGCUAACCUUAGGAGGCGUUGGGAGUAAGCCAGCCCAGCAGGAGGAACCCUCGUCACCACUGGCUAAUCAGAGCCUUCUUCUGCUGCUUGUUCUAGUUAACCUGAGCGAUGUACCAGACAGCCCCAAUCCAUACAGACAGUCGAUAAUGUCCUUCAAGAACACACAAGACAGCACGGCUCUGCAGUCGCCAAACCCGUUCACCUUCCAGAUAAAUUUCAACAGCUUGUACACAGCCCUGUACCAACAGCAGAACUCCGACCAGGCCACUCUCCUGCUGUACACCUUAUUGCACCAGAACCCAAAUGUCAGGACCUACAUGCUGGCACGGACCGACGUGGAGAACCUGGUUGUUCCAAUCCUUGAGAUCUUGUAUCAUGUCGAGGAGAGAAACUCACAUCACGUUUACAUGGCGCUCAUCAUUCUGCUGAUCCUGACAGAGGACGACGCAUUUAACCGCUCUGUCCACGAAGUGACGCUAAAAAACAUCACCUGGUACACUGAGCGGGUUCUGACAGAAAUCUCCCUGGGAAGCCUCCUUGUUCUUGUGGUGAUAAGGACUGUACAGUACAACAUGACGAGAACUAGGGACAAGUACCUGCACACAAACUGCUUGGCCGCAUUAGCCAAUAUGUCCGCCCAGUUUCGUUCACUUCACCAGUAUGCAGCUCAGAGAAUUAUCAGCCUGUUUGCCUUGCUGUCCAAGAAGCACAACAAAGUACUGGAGCAGGCCACCCAGUCACUGAGCAACCCCAUAGGAGCUGAGGACAACUCUCCAUUACCCGAUUACGCUCAGGAUUUGAACGUGAUCGAGGAGGUGAUCCGAAUGAUGCUGGAGAUCAUCAACUCUUGCCUGGCCAAUUCCCUCCACCACAACCCAAACCUGGUCUACGCACUGCUCUACAAGCGGGACCUCUUUGAGCAGUUCCGCACCCACCCGUCCUUCCAGGAUGUCAUGCAGAACCUUGACACGGUGAUCAGCUAUUUCAGCUCUCGGCUGGAGCAGGCAGGAGCUGACCUGUCUGUGGAGCGGGUCCUGGAAGUUAUCAAACAAGGAGUUGUAGCAUUACCCAAAGACAGGCUGAAGAAAUUCCCAGAACUGAAGUUCAAGUACGUGGAGGAGGAGCAGCCAGAGGAUUUUUUCGUGCCGUACAUUUGGUCGCUGGCUUAUAACUCCGCAGUCGGCCUGUACUGGAACCCGCAGGAAAUCCAACUCUUCACGAUGGACUCUGGCUAAACACCAGCGGCCUUGAGCGGUGUGGGGCGAGGGGGGAGGGGAGGGGGGAGGGAGGACUCUGGGGAAGGGGGAGCUGAGAAGCUAAUAUGAUGUGGAGUUGGAGAUAAUGGAAUAACGCGUACCUGAGUUUUGCAUGUUCGGUACUUGACUGACAAUCUCUUUCAUGAGGCCGAGGGCAGAAAUGUACAUAACAUAAAACAGCAGUGAUCAAUUACAUACCAAAGCACAGCUUCAGUUACCUACAGAGACAGUCUACACAGACGUAACUCGCCCUGAAUAUUCAGAGUCUGUCCUAAGCCAAGCUGACAAUGAUAGACUCUUAAAUACAUGGGAGGGUAAAUUAACAUGGGGGGAGGGGGUGGAAGAGAGAGAGGGAGAGAGAAAGGAAUGCUUAACACAAAUCAGAUCUAAACGUCAAGGAAAGUUGAAAAGAUAUUCUAAAUCGCAGUCUAACCUUUGCUGAAGUUUAUCCACAAAUCUUGUUGGCUGCUGUGUUGAACGAAAAUGUUCAGAACACAUUGCAUUUCUAUAUGUCGAGGCACAAUAAGUCAGGAGGCAGUUAUCCCCUCUGGGGACUGUCUAUGGGUGAGAACUAGAGAGAGGGAAAAAAGAUCCUAAUUUUUUUUAAUAUAUAAAUACAUAAAAAAGCAUUCAGAUGAGAAUAGGUGAAUUUUGGUGGGAGUAAAUAACACGACAGGUGGGUGGGUGGGUGGUUGUCAGACAGGGACUGUUUGUCUCCUGGGUAUUUUGAUCAUUUUUUUUUGUCCGUCCAAUUUUCAAUAAUUGUCUCUCCUUUUUUUAUGUUUGGGAAUGUAUUUAUUGCACAAUCAACGAUGUCCGAAAUUGGUACUUCACACAGCGAUAUAUAUUAUAUAUACAUACGUCUCUAUCUAAUCCUAGUCAGAUUUUAGAAAUCUAGUCUUUGAGGAAUUUAUACUUCGUUAAAGAAAAACCUUGAAAAAAUAAAGUGGAAAAACUCAUCUAAUAUUUAAGAAAAAGUUACAAAAGGUUUGGCAAACUUGUUGUGUUGACUCGCUCGUGAUAUUGAAGAGUUGAUAUCAUCCGGCCUUGCAAACCAACACUAAACUGCUGCACUGAAAAGUUUCUAACCACAAUAAAAGGCUAUGUUUAAUCCUC
This is a messenger RNA of Callorhinchus milii (elephant shark), 3222 nucleotides long. It is a transcript of the gene dym, whose product is annotated as dymeclin. The coding region runs from base 73 to 2085 and encodes 670 amino acids. Gene Ontology annotation, biological process: Golgi organization. Gene Ontology annotation, cellular component: Golgi apparatus. The transcript has 16 exons. Lineage: Eukaryota; Metazoa; Chordata; Chondrichthyes; Chimaeriformes; Callorhinchidae. The record is from RefSeq and is a predicted model, not a curated record.